AUGCAAAAAGCUGCGGUGAAAAAGAAACAUAAUCAAAAAGAGAACCCCCAAGAAGCUGCGGUGAAGAAGAAACGUGGUCAACCAAAAAAAGCUCUUGAAGAGAGCCUGACUGAAGACCAAAAUGAUAAUUCAAAUAGCGAAUUUAUUCAAGGAUGCACGGGCCCUAAAUCUGAGUUUCAUGUAUACGGAAUUAAACAGCAAAUUAAAAUGUUUAUUGCUGCUAAUACUAAAUCAAAUAAAUCUAAAAAAGCAAAGAAAAUUAAUGAUUUUAGUAGAACAUUGUUUUCGGUAUAUGGCGCAGGAAAUGACUUUGUCUUUUCCGGAAUGUCUGCAUCACCACUUGAAGUAGUACAAUCUUUAAUCGACGCUCUCCACCUUCUAGUAAAAUCCUUUCCAACUAUUAACACCAUCCUAAUGCCUAAUAUCCAAGACCUGUCUCAACUUCCUAUUUAUAAAACAAGCAAUAUAGAAGAAAAGGCGAGAAUCUCUAAACUUGUCGAAUCUCAUAAUAAAUAUUUACUUGAACAUUUAGUAAAAUUUAACAGAGAAACUGAUGUGAAAAUAAUAUAUUUAAAAAAUUGA
Molecule: messenger RNA, 582 nt
Organism: Dentiscutata erythropus
Lineage: Eukaryota; Fungi; Glomeromycota; Glomeromycetes; Diversisporales; Gigasporaceae
Source: the annotation of a GenBank genome assembly